Gastrolobium bilobum is the source of this 1509-nucleotide messenger RNA. Its product is annotated as probable magnesium transporter NIPA6. Bases 87 to 1091 code for a protein of 334 amino acids. NCBI's taxonomy places the organism in Eukaryota, Viridiplantae, Streptophyta, Magnoliopsida, Fabales, Fabaceae. Gene Ontology annotation, biological process: magnesium ion transport. Gene Ontology annotation, cellular component: membrane. The transcript has 9 exons. Gene Ontology annotation, molecular function: magnesium ion transmembrane transporter activity. The record is from RefSeq and is a predicted model, not a curated record.
GAUCUUUCUUUCUUUCUUUCUCUCUUUUUUUGGCGGGAAAACGACGCCGUCAUCGAUAGGUAACAAUUGGAGUGAAAGAGAUAGAGAUGGGGGUUUCGGAGAAUUGGAAGGGGUUGAUACUGGCUGUGUCUUCAAGUGCAUUCGUUGGUUCAAGCUUCAUCUUGAAGAAGAAGGGUCUUAAGCGUGCAGCUGUACGCGGUACUCGUGCAGGAGUUGGCGGUUAUACUUAUCUGCUAGAGCCACUUUGGUGGGCUGGCAUGGUCACAAUGAUUAUUGGGGAGAUUGCAAACUUUGUAGCUUAUAUUUAUGCUCCGGCAGUUCUUGUUACUCCCCUUGGGGCACUUAGUAUUAUUGUCAGUUCUGUUUUGGCUCACUUCUUGUUGAAGGAACGGCUUCGGAAGAUGGGGGUUUUGGGAUGUGUAUCCUGCAUUGUGGGAUCAAUUGUUAUUGUCAUCCAUGCACCACAAGAGUAUACUCCAAAUUCUGUCCAAGAAAUAUGGGAUCUUGCCACUCAACCAGCAUUUCUAAUUUAUGCAGCAGCAACAGUUUCAGCAGUUUUGGCCUUGAUUUUACACUUUGAGUCUCUCUAUGGACAGACUAAUAUGCUGGUUUACUUGGGAAUUUGUUCAUUAAUGGGCUCACUUACGGUUGUGAGCAUAAAGGCCGUUGGAAUUGCAAUAAAGCUUACACUUGAUGGAAUAAGUCAAAUAGGUUAUCCUCAGUCUUGGUUUUUUCUUACAGUAGCCGUAAUAUGUGUCAUUACACAGUUGAAUUACCUUAACAAGGCACUGGAUACAUUCAAUGCAACAAUCGUGUCUCCUGUAUAUUAUGUAAUGUUCACAACUCUUACUAUUAUUGCCAGUGCAAUAAUGUUUAAGGAUUGGUCUGGUCAGGAUGUCAGCAGCAUAGCCUCUGAGAUAUGUGGAUUCAUCAUCGUUCUUUCAGGAACAAUCAUAUUGCAUGCGACUAGAGAACAGGAAGAAUCUAAUAUGCAAGGGACCUUGACAUGGUUUAUUGGCGAGGAUUCAAUAAAGGGCCUUGAUGAUGAACACCUGAUCCUUAUACAUGGUUCGGAUUAUCUUGAACAUUGACUUUUCGUUCGAAGUAGACGUGAGAGAACAUGUUAUAUCAGCAACAAUUAUAUGAUGUGAGCAUGCCCAUGGUCAUGAUGCGGUGCAUUAGUAGUGUGGAUUGCUUGUCUGUGAUUCUUGAGCUUAAAUUCAAGCAUCCAGUGGUGCUAUAGUUUUCUGAACAUUUCUCAGCAGGCAAUUGUGCAUACAACUGUUCACCGGAGACAUCACAAAACGCUUGAGAUACGCUAAUGGUUAUUCUGAGGGCUGAAUCAUUUUUCUAACUGAAAUGGGAUCGCUGUCUCAGUGCAACAACUGAGAUUUUUGGAGUGAUCUCAUGGUACGUUCUACUGUCCGUGGUAGCCAUUAUAAUUUUUCUUUUUAUAUUUUUGGUUGAAAGUUAGCAAUUGUUUAUAUUGUUCAGUCCGAAUUUUCUCAU